Messenger RNA from Daldinia decipiens, 1545 nucleotides. RefSeq lists its product as uncharacterized. The transcript is spliced from 3 exons. The coding region runs from base 1 to 1545 and encodes 514 amino acids. The record is from RefSeq and is a predicted model, not a curated record. NCBI's taxonomy places the organism in Eukaryota, Fungi, Ascomycota, Sordariomycetes, Xylariales, Hypoxylaceae.
AUGGCUAGCCUCCGAGACAAAUUACGCAAACGCACUACGACUCGCCCCGAAGUAGACAUGGAAGAUCUGGGAUACUUGACAGAUCCUCAAUUGCCCUCGCUAACUAAGGAUCGAUAUGGCAUGGCAGAAAAAUUGAAAGCCAAGCAACACUCCCUACGCCGGCGUUUCGUGCUGGGUCUCGAUCUCUGCGAGGAAAAACAGGAUCCACAGCCAUCCUUAAUUCGAAAGGGCAUCAACUCCCUCUCGUCGUCUUUAAGAGACCGAUUUUCCUCGGAUACUUCUACUGACAGUGAAGGCCAGGGCCGCCGCCCGUCUGUCAUACGGAAGAGCAUCAGCUCUAUGUCGUCGUCACUCAGGGGUAUUCGCUCUUCUAUAAGCUCUCGACCAUCACAAGAUGGAUCAACCGAAUAUCACACCAGUCCAGAAAAUACGGGUAAGUUGGUCAACUUUCAAGGUAUUCCAAGGCGCAAUAGCUUGGGUCAUAUAUCCAGCACGUCAUCCGGCCAGGAUUCUGUUCCUCGACUUCCUGCUCUAGACACGAUGGUUGCAAACAUCAAAUUAGAGGAAAUGUUUACUGGGGACCGAUCACCAAACACGGUCUUCAAUAUGAGUAUAUUCGAUAGCCUCGAUAGACCUUAUAUGGCAAACCCGAGUGACAAAGCUACGACAGGACAGGAAGAGCCAAUAGCUAAGCAACCUUCUCCCAUUCCGGAACGUUUCCCAGUCCGAAUUAAGCGUCCCGAUCCAGCAGUUGCCGAGAGAACAGCAGGACCAAGAGUCAGUCAAGAGGAUGUUCCGACUAUCGCGAGCGAUCAGGGUUCUACAGAUUGUCCAGCGCAAAAUAGUGUCAAGUUGAACGGGACACCUACGAACUGGAAGGUUCCCAUGCACCGGAUUGAACGCAUACUAGAGACAUCAGUAACCAUGCGAGAACAAGGGUACCAACUAUACAAGCCGGUCCCUGACUGUGAGAUCAGGGAAAGGAUUCGGCGUUUAGAGACUAGGGUAUACGUUUUUAUCCCCGACGAAAGCGACAAUAGCAAGCCAUGGCCAAGAAGAUGCUAUUCUGAUCUCGAGACUGCCCUCAAAGAUUUGUGUGCCCGAUUCAAGCCGUACUACGCCAGCUUUGCAGCCUUCACCCCCGAGGCUCGCACUAUCCAACUUUUCCCGUCCAACUUCAGACUGCCACAGGGAAUGGGCCUUAUACCGGGGACAAUCAUCUUUAACAUACAGGAGGCAGUAGAUAAUUGGUACGUCGGUUCACCAAUCGAUGGACCAGGCGAAGAAGAGGAAGAAACAAAGGAGUCAAUGACUACGCAGACUACGCGGACGGACUCCAGCAUAUCCACGGAACCAGAAAUAUACACAAUGCAAGAAUACAAACGGCCUUACGUGUACGAUACUGACAAGGCGUCCCUGGAUGACGGCAUACGGGAGCCUGGGAUAUCUGCUUUUGCUAAGCACAAGCUAGGAAGCUCGGAAGAAUCGUUGCUAACUGACGAUUAUGAUAUGACUAUAGCAUCAAAAAUGGGAUUCAUCCCCUGA